AGCGCGCUGAGCCGCGGCGGGGCACUGCCACCAUGUCCCCGCUGCGCCUGCUGCUGCUGGCCCUGGCCCUGGCCCUGGCCGCUGUGCCGUGCGCCCAGGGCGCCUGCCCCGCGUCCGCCGACCUCAAGCACUCCAACGGGACGCGCACUUGCGCCAAGCUCUAUGACAAGAGCGACCCCUACUAUGAGAACUGCUGCAGGGGCGCCGAGCUGUCGCUGGAGCCGGGCGCAGACCUCCCCUAUUUGCCCUCCAACUGGGCCAACACCGUCUCCUCCCUUGUGGUGGCCCCGCGCUGCGAGCUCACCGUGUGGUCCCGGCAAGGCAAGGCGGGCAAGACGCGCAAAUUCUCUGCCGGUACCUACCCGCGCCUGGAGGAGUACCGCCGGGGCGUCUUGGGAAACUGGUCCAACGCUAUCUCCGCGCUCUACUGCAGGUGCAGCUGAUGUUUUGCCGGUCUCUCAUCUGCAGCUUCCACAGAGUGCCAGACCCCUCACUCAGCCGAUCCCUGGGCUCUGCUGCGGGGUCCCAAGACCCAGGAGAAGGAGCCUUCUGCCUGCCCCUCCCACCUCCCCUGCAAUACAGCCUUUGUGCAGUGGUC
Molecule: messenger RNA, 598 nt
Organism: Rhinopithecus roxellana (golden snub-nosed monkey)
Lineage: Eukaryota; Metazoa; Chordata; Mammalia; Primates; Cercopithecidae
Gene: SYCN
Product: syncollin
Exons: 2
Coding region: 33-443 (136 amino acids)
Biological process (GO): exocytosis
Cellular component (GO): secretory granule membrane
Source: RefSeq, a predicted model, not a curated record